GCUUGUGGCGUACGAUACCGAAUUAGAGUACUCUGCAUCAUGCACGUUUGUUACUCAUCAAAAUUGGGAGAGUGCCCAGAGGAAGAUGUGAUGUCAUGAUCUGGUACAUCGCAAAAGUGCGGGGGAGGGGGGAACAGUUCCCUCUUUGUGUGGAAGCAAAUACUUAAGCUUGGGAUUUUCUCGAGUUUUGCAAUCGAUCGUUUUAUAUCAAUUGAUAUAGUUUCCGAACAACAAAUCAAUAGAUCAAAACAUUAACACCAAACAAAAAUGUCAACAUCGACACCAACACCCCAUCCCCAGCAUGGUGUUCCAUGCGGUACCAGUACCCCACGCCCAGGUCUUCGCAAUACCGCUGCACCAGGUGUAAGUCCUCCCUUUCUCACUCUCCCAUAUACAAAUUGCUAAUAUCAGUUAGGUCCCCUUUUACACACCCCUCCAAUUUCCUCCCUCUGGCACAGCCCUCUCCCCCAAUCCCCCCAAACUCUUCACUCCUCUAAAAAUCCGCUCCCUCACCCUCCAAAACCGCAUCAUGCUCUCCCCAAUGUGUCAAUACUCCGCUUCUAACGGUCAUUUCACCCCCUGGCACAUGGCCCAUCUCGGCGGUAUAAUUUCUCGAGGCCCCGGUCUCUCAAUGGUAGAAGCUACUGCCGUAUUACCCGAAGGACGAAUUACACCCGAAGAUAGUGGUCUUUGGCUUGAUUCUCAGGGCGAAAAAUUAAAAGAAAUCGUCGAAUUUGCGCAUUCCCAAGGUCAGAAAAUUGGUAUUCAAUUAGGUCAUGCAGGCAGAAAAGCAAGUAUGGUAGCACCCUGGCUCGAUCGUGCUGCAAUCGCUUCACCAGAUGCAGGCGGAUGGCCCGACAAUGUUAAAGGACCAAGUGCGAUUCCCUUCGACGGAAACCACUGUGUGCCCAAGGCAAUGACAUUGGAAGACAUCCAAACAUUUAAAAACGCAUGGGUAGCAGCUCUUGAAAGAGCAUUAAAGGCUGGUUUCGACGUCAUCGAAAUUCAUAAUGCGCACGGAUAUCUUCUCCAUGAAUUUUGUUCUCCGGUUUCUAAUAAAAGAACGGAUCAAUAUGGAGGCAGUUUCGAGAAUAGAAUUCGUUUGACCCUUGAAAUUGUCGAACUUACCCGUGAAAAUAUUCCGGAUUCAAUGCCGCUUUUCUUGAGGAUUAGUGCGACGGAUUGGUUAGAUUAUGAGGGAUUUGAGGAAGAUAGCUGGAAAGUAGAAGAUUCAGCACGAUUGGCGCAGAUAUUGGCGGAUAAGGGAGUCGAUCUUAUGGAUGUUAGUUCGGGGGCUAAUCAUCCUGCGCAAAAAAUUACGGCGGGUCCUGGAUAUCAGGCUCCGUUUGCAAAGGUGAUUAAAAGGGCGGUGGGGGAUAGGAUGUUGGUUGGUGCAGUGGGGAUUAUUGCUAGUGGGAAACAGGCGGAGGCACUUUUGACGGGGAGGGGUGGGAAGACAGGAAUUGCUGGGGAAGAGGAGAAGGAAGAGACGGAAUUGGAUUUGGCGAUUGUGGCGAGGGGAUUCCAGAAAAAUCCGGGAUUGGUUUGGCAGUGGGCGGAGGAACUUGAUGUUAAGAUUAUGGUUGCGCAUCAGAUAAGGUGGGGAUUUAGAGGUAAGGGUGGAGGAUUUUAGGAGGUUUCACUUAGUGGUGUUCGAAGAGAGUGAGAUGAUGGGACAGAGGAGAAAGGGGGUUAGGGUUGAGCGGGGAGGGCUAGUAAGGAGUUGGAUUAUGAAAUCAGGAAAGUCGAGAGAUAUACAAGGGGUUGGUUUCUAUCCUUCACACUCAUGAUGGAUCCUGUUAAAGAUAAUUUGUUUCUUUACUCCUAUACACGUGUAAUUUUCUAUUUCACUUCUUUUAGCAUUGGUUUUCUUUUCUCGCCAUGUCUCUUUAA
Molecule: messenger RNA, 1893 nt
Organism: Sclerotinia trifoliorum
Lineage: Eukaryota; Fungi; Ascomycota; Leotiomycetes; Helotiales; Sclerotiniaceae
Source: the annotation of a GenBank genome assembly